CGCAGUCGCCGGCGCACGCGCACGCGCGCCAUGUGAGUCAUGGUGUACCCGGAGGCGUCCCGCUGGGGCGCGCCCGAUACCCUGGCGCCCCUCUACGACGACGUCUACAGAGCUGACGGAGUGCUAGCGACGGUGAACGUGGUGGACGCGCUGCAGGAGUUCUGGCAGGUGAAGGCGGCGCGAGGCGGCGCCGGUAGCGGCGGAAACGGCGCCCUCCUCAUAUACGAGUCCGUGCCCGCGCCACACCCCCCCUACGUGUGCUACGUCAUGCUGCCGGGGGGAGCCUGCUUCGGCAGCUUCCAGAACUGUAAAACGAAGGCCGAAGCCAGAAGAAGCGCCGCGAAGAUUGCUCUGAUGAACAGCGUGUUCAACGAGCACGAGUCGCGCCGCAUCUCCGACCACUUCAUCGAGAAGGCCGUGGCGGAAGCGCGCGCCUCCUUCGCCGGGGACGCCGCUUCCCACCAUCAGGAACCGAGUGCUGGGAUAGCUGCUUUUAGGUUCAUGUUGGAAGCGAACAAAGGACGGACGAUGUUGGAGUUCCAGGAGCUGAUGACAGUGUUCCAGCUGCUGCACUGGAACGGGUCGCUGCGAGCGCUACGCGAGCAGCAGUGCUCACGACAAGAGGUAGUGGCGCACUACUCGGCGCGCGCGCUGGACGACGACAUGCGGUCGCAGAUGGCGCGCGAGUGGGCGGGGCGCGAGCGGGAAGCGGCGGCGGGCGGCGGGAGCGUGGUGCGGGGCGAGCUGGCCCACGCCGAGCGGGAGCUCCGCGCGGCCCGGCUCGCAGCCCGCGAGCUGCGCUUCCCCAAGGAGAAGCGCGACAUCCUCCUCAUGGCCGCCCGCCUCGCCCCCAACAAGUGAUCUCAGCGCCGCAAAAUUGUUAUUUAAGUGUAGUCGUAGUGUAAGAUUUUUUGUGUUUUAUUUGUAAUCCCUACCUUAGUGUUGAAAUAUAAUUGCUUCAAUAUUA
Aricia agestis (brown argus) is the source of this 967-nucleotide messenger RNA. RefSeq names its product protein limb expression 1 homolog (gene lft). The record is from RefSeq and is a predicted model, not a curated record. The transcript is spliced from 6 exons. The coding region runs from base 40 to 861 and encodes 273 amino acids. Gene Ontology annotation, cellular component: cytoplasm. Gene Ontology annotation, biological process: autophagosome maturation. Lineage: Eukaryota; Metazoa; Arthropoda; Insecta; Lepidoptera; Lycaenidae.